Messenger RNA from Lycium barbarum (goji berry), 2291 nucleotides. Its product is annotated as F-box/kelch-repeat protein SKIP11-like. Gene Ontology annotation, molecular function: protein binding. NCBI's taxonomy places the organism in Eukaryota, Viridiplantae, Streptophyta, Magnoliopsida, Solanales, Solanaceae. The coding region runs from base 495 to 1796 and encodes 433 amino acids. Gene Ontology annotation, cellular component: nucleus. The record is from RefSeq and is a predicted model, not a curated record. The transcript has 4 exons.
AAACACAUAUCCAGCUGUCGAUGUCUAACCAUGUAAACAACUUUAUGCUAGAUGAACAGUAUAUAUAUACAUAAAAUAGGGUCCUCUUCUGGAGAUUAUGCCCCAAAACAGAAGCCAAAGUCUAUUUUGAUUGCACAGAAAAUCCACAAAACAAACUAAUACUAGUUCAAACCCACAGCCUCAAAUCACAAAAAAGAAAGAAAAGAAGAAAGGGUCCCCUUUGUACACACACAAAAAAAAAAAAAAAAAAAAAAAACACGCACACAUACAGACAUAGAGGGAGUGAAAUUUUAAGUUGAAGAUGUAUACAUAGAGAAGAGAUUGUUGUUGUUGUGACAUAAAUAAAUCUAAUCAGGGGCGGAGCCAGGUCAGGCUAAGGGGGUUCAUCCCUUCGGCGGAAAAUUGCACUGUUUAUACAUGUAGAUAUCAGCUUGGUGACGAGGAGCAUUUUUAGGCCGUGGUAUUGGUUCUUCUUUCCAGGUUGAACCUGCGACAUGGUGGAAAACCAAUCUUGUUUGAUUCCGAGGGAUUAUCCAAGAGAAAGCAACUGGCCAGCCUGCAUGAAUUACAGUCUUGAUAGGAUUGAAGUUCAGCACGGUAAAAGGCCAUUGGAAAAUAAUCAGGAGAAUGAAGUUGUGCAACGCAAGUUGCCUAAGCUAUCUGAUUCUCUCAAUGGAGAAGUCGCUUUAUCAUCACCAGAUGACCAAGUUGGUAAUAAGCGUCAUGCUGCCGAUAAUUCUGAUUCGAGUUCUCUUAUUCCUGUCAUUGGCCGAGACAACUCCAUUAGCUGUCUCAUUAAUUGCUCCAGGUCUGAUUAUGGUGCUAUUGCAUCUUUAAAUAGUACCUUUCGCUCAUUAAUAAGAAGUGGGGAGCUUUUCCGAUUACGGCGGCAAAACGGUGUGGUCGAGCAUUGGGUUUAUUUUUCUUGCCAGCUAGUUGAAUGGGAAGCUUUUGACCCCACUCGUUCCCGUUGGAUGCAUCUACCACCAAUGAAUUCUAAUGAAUGCUUUGUGUUAUCGGAUAAGGAGUCUUUGGCAGUUGGCACAGAGCUGCUCGUGUUUGGAAAAGAGAUUUUGUCGCAUGUCAUUUAUUGUUACAGUAUACUGACAAACACUUGGUCAUCUGGAAUGCAAAUGAAUGCUCCAAGGUGUUUGUUUGGCUCUGCCAGCCUCGGGGAGAUUGCCAUUCUAGCUGGUGGCUGUGACUCACAGGGCAGAAUCCUAAGCUCAGCGGAACUUUAUAAUUCAGAGACGGGAACGUGGAAGACUUUACCAAGCAUGAACAAGCCGCGUAAGAUGUGUUCUGCGGUAUUCAUGGACAGGAAGUUUUAUGUAAUUGGAGGAAUUGGAGGAACUGACUCAAUUUCACGGUUGACCUGUGGAGAGGAAUAUGAUAUGGAAACAGAAAAAUGGACUGAAAUCCCGAGCAUGUCUCCUGUCCGAGCUGAUGCAGAUACGCCUGCUGCAUCUGAAGCACCUCCUUUGGUGGCAGUUGUAAAUAAUGAUUUGUAUGCUGCCGAUUAUGCUGACAUGGCGGUAAGGAAGUACGACAAGCAAAAUAAAGCAUGGGUUAGCAUAGGAAGAUUGCCUGAAAGAGCAGCUUCCAUGAAUGGUUGGGGUUUGGCUUUUAGAGCUUGUGGUGAUAAGCUAAUUGUAAUCGGAGGGCCUAGAGCUAUGGGCGAAGGCCAUAUCGAAGUGAAUGCGUGGGCUCCAAGAGACGGACCGCCUCAGUGGAACUUGCUUGGACAAAAGCGAUCUGGUAGCUUUGUGUAUAAUUGUGCUGUCAUGGGUUGCUGAGUUUCCAACCCCAUGUGUACUGUACCAGUGUAUUUUGCUAGUAGAUACAGAAAUUGUUUUAUCAGGCAACAAGAUUCUUGCCGAUUGGUAACGUUUUCUCUUUCAAACUCCUCUUUUUUUUAAUCUUUUCAUAGUGGAGGAUUACCAAACAAUACCCAAUAUUCAACAGAAUUAUUUUCUUUAGAAGGUCUUGAGUACAAUUGAAUUAUCUUCUCCCAUUUUCAAUUGCAUAAAAAUCCAAAGGGGGCUAUCAAAAUCGCAGAGGUAAAAUAAUCACUUGAAGAUGGGAGCAAUACAGUGAUAGAUUUUGGUUUUCCUAAAGCUUCUCUGGAAAAAUCUUAGAAGGUUGUCUUUUUUGGUUUUCCUGUGAUCCUUAUUUUUCUUGACAUUGUUGAGGUAGAGAAAUGAGGUCUCUAAUGUACUAAAUACAUUUAUUCUUGUUGACAGACUACAGAUUGAGAUUACUUUUGACAUAAUUGAUAUCUUUAGAAAUUA